Molecule: messenger RNA, 2360 nt
Organism: Boleophthalmus pectinirostris (great blue-spotted mudskipper)
Lineage: Eukaryota; Metazoa; Chordata; Actinopteri; Gobiiformes; Gobiidae
Gene: ptger4c
Product: prostaglandin E receptor 4 (subtype EP4) c
Exons: 2
Coding region: 159-1523 (454 amino acids)
Biological process (GO): adenylate cyclase-activating G protein-coupled receptor signaling pathway; negative regulation of inflammatory response; cellular response to prostaglandin E stimulus
Cellular component (GO): plasma membrane
Molecular function (GO): prostaglandin E receptor activity
Source: RefSeq, a predicted model, not a curated record
GGAAGACAGGACAGUUCUGUUCUGAUCCAUGCACUGCACAGUCAAAGGGAAAUGUACUAUGUAAGAAGAAGUUUGACAGGACCUGAGCGCGGCUCUGGACUUUAGACUCCCUGUUUACCUGUUGGACACCUGCUGCGUGAGGCUCGUUUUGUUUGGACAUGAUUAACGGCACAGCUCUGGACUUGAACGGGAGCGCGCUGACUCUGAGCCACAAUAACAGCACUUUUCCCGCGCUGAGGCUGGAGGCGCGCUCUCUGGUCAUCUCCGCGUCCAUGUUUGCAGUGGGGGUCCUGGGGAACGUGAUUGCGGUGGUGGUGCUGUGCGUGUCCAAGCGCGAGCAGAAGGAGAGCACCUUCUACACGCUCGUGUGCGGCAUGGCGGUCACGGACCUGCUGGGCACGUGCUUCACGAGCCCGGUGGUGAUCGCCACGUACGCGUGCGGCCGGUGGCCCGGAGGAGUGCCGCUGUGCCACUUCUUCUCCUUCUCCAUGUUGUUCUUCGGCUGCGCUGGCACGUGCAUCCUGUGCGCCAUGGCUGUGGAGCGCUACCUCGCUAUAAACCACGCGUACUUCUACUCCCAGCACGUGGACCGUUCAGUGGCGCGCACAGUGCUCCUCGUGACAUACCUGGCCACGCUCACGUUGUGCGUUCUGCCAAGCUUUGGUUUCGGCCGCCACGUGCGCCACUUCCCGGGCACCUGGUGCUUCUUGGACUGGCGCGCAACGGACGCGCUGGGAGCUUGCUACUCGUUCCUGUACGGCAGCGUGAUGCUGCUGCUCGUGACCAUCACGGUGCUGUGUAACGUGGCCGUGUGCCGCUCGCUCGUGGGGAUGAACAAGAGGACGAGCAUAGUGCGCGCGGAGCUGUGUGAGCAGAACAGCCGGCGCCGCUUCCCGCGCCUUCAGUCCGUGAGCUCGGCCGCAGAGAUGCAGAUGCUGUGGCUGCUCGUCUUCAUGACCGCAGUGUUUCUGGUGUGCUCCGUGCCGCUCGUGGUGCGUAUCUUUGUGAACCAGCUGACUGGCCCCGCCCACCUGUCUGAGGGAGCUCCUCCCCCACGGGGAGACCUGACGGCCAUCCGCUUUGCCUCCUUUAACCCCAUCCUGGACCCCUGGGUGUACAUCCUGUGCAGAAAGAACCUGCUGCUGAAGGGCUGUGCCCGCCUUAAGGGGGCGCUGUUGAGUGCCAAAGCGCGGGGGAUGGGGGGGCACCAGGGCUGGGAGGGGGGCCAGCACUCCCCCCCCUCCCUCCACAGUAAUGACACCAGCUACGCCUCCAUCCGCACCACCAGCUUCAGACAGCAUCCCUUCAGUGACCUGACUGGCCGCCAGCCCUGGGACUUCCACCCCUUCAGUGUGCCAGGGGCGGGGCUAGGGCCCGAGGAGGGGGAGGGGCCUAAAGACGAGCUGCAGCAGAAGAAGAGCUGCAGCCAGACGCCUCUGUUAGUGACCAGCGUGAUCGGAGGAGACGUGGUCACAUGUACCUUUAGCUCCCCCAGCCCCAGCCCCUCCCUCAAGUGUCUGUGAUGUCACAACACAACCAGCCCCUCCCUCAAGUGUCUGUGAUGUCACAACACAACCAGCCCCUCCCUCAAGUGUCUGUGAUGUCACAACACAACCAGCCCCUCCCUCAAGUGUCUGUGAUGUCACAACACAACCAGCCCCUCCCUCAAGUGUCUGUGAUGUCACAACACAACCAGCCCCUCCCUCAAGUGUCUGUGAUGUCACAACACAACCAGCCCCUCCUCGUGUGUCUUUGGAGGUGACUUUGUGUCCAUGUCUUGUUGUUUAUCUUGUUUACAUCUGCAGCACUCACACUUUUCACACUUUUCACACUCUGAACACUUUUCACACUCUGAACACUUUGAACACUUUGAACACUUUGAACACUUUGAACACUUUGAACACUUUGAACACUUUGAACACUUUGAACACUUUGAACACUCCAAACACUUUCAGGAGCUCGGAGGCUGAGCUCUGUUCUGGUGAGGAGCCUUUAAGAGAAAGUGGCGACUCUGAGAGCGACUCAAACAAAGUCAAAGGUUUAAGACCAAAUGUCGUUUUGCACAAACGUUGCGUACCUCUCAUGUGGUGGUCACAUGACGGCCCCUCUGAUCACUGCUGUCCAAAUGCAUGAUGGGAGCAAUGCACCUGUAAGUCAUUUCUACUGAGAAAUGUUUCCCUGUACCCCAUGGGUACUGUAUUAUUCUGUGAGGACGUGCUCUUGUGUUUAUAUGCUGCUACUGUCAGUCCCUGAUGCUGUUGCAUGAAUCAGAAUGUAGAAUCAGGAUCAUUGUGAUUCUCGUAGUUCUUCAAAGUGAAUGUGCCAUUGUAAAAGCCAGUGAACAUAUCAGCUGCUCCAUG